Messenger RNA from Malaya genurostris, 1567 nucleotides. RefSeq names its product translocon-associated protein subunit alpha-like. Bases 182 to 1063 code for a protein of 293 amino acids. Lineage: Eukaryota; Metazoa; Arthropoda; Insecta; Diptera; Culicidae. The transcript has 3 exons. Gene Ontology annotation, cellular component: endoplasmic reticulum membrane; endoplasmic reticulum. The record is from RefSeq and is a predicted model, not a curated record.
GAACUGACGUUUUCAGCUUUUUCUUCAUUCGUAGUGCCUCGUACAGUCUAGCGAGCUUGCUCGCUGUUCACUUUUCCGUUUGUCGCGCUCCUAUUCAAAGCAGAGUUUACGCAGAGAAAAAGUAAAUCGUGAAAGUAGCCUGAAUUACGUUUUCUAGUUUAACCGGUGACGUUCCUAUAUAAUGAAGAAACUGUUCAUCUUUGCUUUGCUGGUUCUACCAGCGGUUCUUCUGACCGUAGAAAGUGGUUCCCGACUAAUGGCUUUUGCUACUGAUGCUACCGAGGAUGAAUUGGAAGAUGAACUGGAUGUUGAGGUCGAAUCGGAUGAUGCUUCGGUAACGCAUACGGAUGAACCCGAGGCUGAAGAUGAGCCAGAAACAACCAAGUCUCCGGAUGCUGAUACGUUCCUACUGUUCACGCGUCCACUGUACUCCGGAGCUGGUUCUCAGCUUGACCUUCCAGCUGGGUAUCCGGUGGAAUUUCUGGUUGGAUUCUCUAACAAGGGAAGCGACGAUUUCAUCGUGGAAACCGUUGAAGCUUCCUUCCGAUAUCCGAUGGAUUUCAAUUACUUCAUCCAGAACUUUUCUGCUAUUGUUUAUAAUCGCGAAGUUAAACCCGGACAUGAAGCUACUGUUUCAUACUCGUUCUUACCGUCGGAAUCAUUUGCCGGGCGACCAUUCGGUUUGAACAUCGCCUUGAAUUAUCGGGAUGCUAGCGGAAAUCAAUUUUCUGAAGCUGUGUUCAACGAGACCAUAUCAAUUACCGAAGUUGAUGAGGGUCUGGACGGGGAGACCUUUUUCUUGUACGUGUUCCUCGCGGCAGUUGUGGUUCUUUUGUUGGUCUUGGGACAGCAAUUCCUCGGAUCGUACGGAAAACGCAAGCGUUCACCGGCUGUCAGGAAAACUGUGGAAACUGGAACUAGUAAUACUAAAGAUGUUGAUUACGAGUGGAUUCCGGCCGAAACACUUAAAAAGAUUCAAAAUUCUCCCAAGGGUGGCAAAGUAUCCCCAAAACAAAGUCCUCGACAGCGAAAGACAAAGCGGGCGGCUGGUUCGGACGAUUGAGCUGCAUGUGCUCAGUUGAAAUAAACUAGCAUUGCAGGAGAGAGAUCAUUAAGAUAGGAUAAUGCUGCUCCUUGUGCGACCCGAAGAGGUGCUCUACUUUCAGUUUACCUCCAAGAUUAUUGUCGCUCGUCCGAAUGAGUGCGUGUGUACGUGUGCAUGAUCCUUACCUAACGAAACAGUAACCGUUUCACUAAUCAUCCAAUCACAUCAAAACUGGAAUCAUAAUUUUAAGUUAGGGUUUUGUACCUAAUCGUUCAUUUUUUCAUCUCUCUUUAAGAGUGAACACCAUUUAAGAAUUCAGGUAAUCACCUUUUUGUGUGAGAAAGAGACUGCGGCGUGUGUCUGCUGGGGAAGCAAACAGUGAGUAGAUCAUAUCCUUACCGGAAGCACAAACUUCCCCGAAUAAAGACUUCCUGUGCGAUGAGUUUUUGUCGUAAGCUAAAUUUUGUUUUGGUUUAAGUUAUUUUACACAUGAUGAUGCCGUAAUGAAAACAUCUAAAAAUA